GGAAGGAGCACCAGGCCGGAAGGAGGCCGCGGGAGGGCGGGAGGCAGGAUAGGGCCCGGAGGUGCUGGGCCAGAGCGGCGGCGCCGCCAUGUCCGACAGCGAGAAGCUCAACCUGGACUCUAUAAUCGGACGCCUGCUGGAAGUGCAGGGCUCCAGGCCUGGAAAGAAUGUACAGCUGACGGAGAACGAGAUCCGUGGUCUGUGCCUCAAAUCCCGGGAGAUUUUCCUGAGCCAGCCCAUUCUUCUGGAGCUGGAGGCACCCCUCAAGAUCUGCGGUGACAUUCACGGCCAGUACUAUGAUCUUCUGCGGCUGUUUGAGUACGGCGGCUUCCCUCCAGAGAGUAACUACCUGUUCCUGGGGGACUACGUGGACAGGGGCAAGCAGUCUUUGGAGACCAUCUGCCUGCUGCUGGCCUAUAAGAUCAAGUACCCGGAGAACUUCUUCCUGCUCCGUGGGAACCACGAGUGUGCCAGUAUCAACCGCAUCUACGGCUUCUAUGAUGAGUGCAAGAGACGCUACAACAUCAAACUGUGGAAGACCUUCACUGAUUGCUUCAACUGCCUGCCCAUCGCUGCCAUCGUGGACGAGAAGAUCUUCUGUUGCCAUGGAGGCCUGUCCCCAGACCUACAGUCCAUGGAGCAGAUCCGGCGCAUCAUGCGGCCCACAGAUGUGCCUGACCAGGGCCUGCUCUGUGACCUGCUGUGGUCUGACCCUGACAAGGACGUGCAGGGCUGGGGCGAGAAUGACCGCGGCGUCUCCUUUACCUUUGGAGCUGAGGUGGUGGCCAAGUUCCUGCACAAGCAUGACCUGGACCUCAUCUGCCGGGCACACCAGGUAGUAGAAGACGGCUAUGAGUUCUUUGCCAAGCGGCAGCUGGUGACACUUUUCUCAGCCCCCAACUACUGCGGCGAGUUUGACAAUGCAGGUGCCAUGAUGAGCGUGGACGAGACGCUCAUGUGCUCCUUCCAGAUCCUCAAGCCCGCUGACAAGAACAAGGGGAAAUACGGGCAGUUCAGUGGCCUGAACCCUGGAGGCCGGCCCAUUACCCCACCCCGCAACUCCGCCAAAGCCAAGAAAUAGCCUCCGUGUGCCCGCCCUCUGCCCCAGAUGGUGGAUUGUACAGAAAUCACGUGGCUACAGGGGGCUCAUGCUGGCCCCCCAGGCCCACCCAUCACGGGGAACGUGGAGGCUUGGUGUAUUUUUCUCUUUUUUUUUAUGAAUCAAUAGCAGCAUCCAGUCCCCCAGGGCUCUUCCCGCUUGUACCUACAGCGGCUGCAGGCAGGAUCCUGGGGCUAAGGCUGCAGCUCAGGGCAAAGCAGGGCCAGAUUGGGGAUCUCCAGCCUUGCUUGGCCUCAGGGCUGGCAGCCGGAUCCUGGGGCAACCCAUCUGGUCUCUUGAAUAAAGGUCAAAGCUGGAUUCUUGCCA
This is a messenger RNA of Budorcas taxicolor (takin), 1426 nucleotides long. It is a transcript of the gene PPP1CA, whose product is annotated as protein phosphatase 1 catalytic subunit alpha. The record is from RefSeq and is a predicted model, not a curated record. Gene Ontology annotation, molecular function: protein serine/threonine phosphatase activity. Lineage: Eukaryota; Metazoa; Chordata; Mammalia; Artiodactyla; Bovidae. Gene Ontology annotation, cellular component: nucleus; cytoplasm. The transcript is spliced from 7 exons. The coding region runs from base 89 to 1081 and encodes 330 amino acids.